UGCGUUGUUUUGACCCGUUUCUAAGUAUUUUUAUCACCCACAAACAAUUACUCAUUUUGUGUGUUAAAUUGUGGCUGUAAGUCACUCCCAGAGAGAGAGAGGAAGGAAGAACGGGUGUUGUUGGUGGUUGUUGUCAUCCUCAUGGCAGCCCUUUCCUCCAUCCUCUCCUCUUCUCUUCCUCUCUUCCAUCGCCACUCUUCACCCACUUCCUUUCGCCCCUCCCUCUCCCUAUCUUUCUCUCCCUUACGCCAUUCCUCAAACCCUACAAAAUCUCCAGCCCCUUUUCUUGUUCUUGCUUCCUCAAUCCACUCCUUCGACGAUUUCACCUCCAAGUCCAAGAAAUCGGUGCUUACGGAGUUGAUACAAGAGAUAGAACCUCUCGAUGUGAGCCACAUCCAGAAAGAUGUUCCACCAACUACUGCAGAUGCCAUGAAAAGGACCAUCUCUGGUAUGCUGGGCUUGCUUCCAUCUGAUCAAUUUCACGUUGUCAUCGAGGCCAUGUGGGAACCGCUCUCCAAGUUGCUGAUUUCUUCAAUGAUGACUGGGUAUACACUGCGCAAUGCUGAAUAUAGGCUUUGUCUUGAGAAAAACCUUGAUAUGUGUGAACGAGAUACAGAGAAGGCAAAGGCAGAAAGUCCGAAUGUUGACUUACAAGGGUUGCUGCAUGACAGUGUAAAUGUCAUUGACUUUGGUAGAAAGAAGAAUUUGUUUACCAAAUUUGAAAAGCUUCAUGAGAAUGUCGACAUUCAAGAUCUUGGUGAAAUAUCUGCAGAAGCUCAAGAAUAUAUUUUUAAUUUGCAAUCUCAAUUGUCUUCCAUGAAGAAGGAACUGCACGAAGUGAAGAGGAAAAGCGCUGCUCUUCAAAUGCAACAGUUUGUUGGGGAGGAAAAGAAUGAUUUAUUGGAUUAUUUGAGAUCUCUUCAACCUGAACAGGUAGCUCAACUAUCAGAAUUUACUUGCCCCGAGCUUAAGGAGAUCAUCCUUUCUGUUGUCCAUGGUCUCCUUGCUACCCUUUCUCCUAAGAUGCAUUCUAAACCUUCAACUAUGUCAGAGAAUGCAACAGUUGGAGCAGCAAAUCUUGACGGUGAGGAUUGUGCUGAGGUGAUCGAGAACUCUUCUCUUCAAUUUCAGCCUGUCAUUUCAUUAACUCGGGACUAUCUUGCUCGCCUGCUCUUUUGGUGCAUGCUGUUGGGACACUAUCUUAGAGGCCUUGAGUGCCGAAUGGAGUUGACAGAAUUGCUAUCCUUGACAAGUGAUACUGAGAAUGAUGCCUCUGGCAGUCAACAAAUUGCUUGAAUGAUGUUCAAAUUUUGAUUGUUCAAUCUGUAUAUAGAGGCACGGUUUCAACAAAUUUAUUUUCAACAUGAAGAGAUCAUAAAACAGAUUCAAGUACUAGUCAACUUCUGCUGAGAAGAUAUAUUUGCUUAUGGAAGAAUCUUGCGUUCCUGGCGCUUACCAGUUUUCAUUAUGUCAGACCAUUGGAAGGAUCGAAGAUGGUUGGCAUGUGGCAUUUUUGUUACUGGGUGAUUAAAUAGUAUAGAAUAUGGAAAUGUUGUGAAGAACUAUGCACCAUGAGAUGCAAAACGUAGUUUAUUAGUUACCAGCUUUAUUUGAAUAAAACAAUUUAGUUAGAUGUAGAUUUUAUAGAUCUUCUUAUCUCAUUUGAUUUCUUGCCCCGGUAAUAAAGAGCUGAUAAGUUUGUUAAAACAACACAUUUUAUUAUUACUUUUAGAAAGAUGUUAAAAUUCUCUGUAGUUAUUGAUUUUAGUUAAAGAAAAAACACUUCACAGUGAAGAGCAAAAUAGCUACGGGUACUUUAUCAUUUAUCGACCUCUUUGUACUCCAUUUCUCCUCCCCUUUGCAGUUUAGAGAGCCGAUGUAGCUAAAACGUAAAGAUUACAUUUGGAGGAGAAAUGCUUGUAAUACAUAUUUUUUAACAAAAAGAAAAAGAAGUAUGAGAGAGAAAUAUUAAU
Molecule: messenger RNA, 1973 nt
Organism: Abrus precatorius (Indian licorice)
Lineage: Eukaryota; Viridiplantae; Streptophyta; Magnoliopsida; Fabales; Fabaceae
Exons: 6
Coding region: 142-1296 (384 amino acids)
Source: RefSeq, a predicted model, not a curated record